Phyllostomus discolor (pale spear-nosed bat) is the source of this 1925-nucleotide messenger RNA. RefSeq names its product olfactory receptor 6C2-like. Gene Ontology annotation, cellular component: membrane. Lineage: Eukaryota; Metazoa; Chordata; Mammalia; Chiroptera; Phyllostomidae. Gene Ontology annotation, molecular function: olfactory receptor activity; G protein-coupled receptor activity. Bases 114 to 1058 code for a protein of 314 amino acids. The transcript is spliced from 2 exons. Gene Ontology annotation, biological process: G protein-coupled receptor signaling pathway. The record is from RefSeq and is a predicted model, not a curated record.
GUGUCAAACAAAUACACUAAACGGAAUUCUUGAAAGUCAUGACAUUUUGCUCCCGUAAAAGUCAAAAGUAGUCCUUUACAGAAUAUGCAUUUAAAUUAUUUAACAGAAGUCAAAUGUCAGCAAUGAGAAACAGUACUGUGACCACAUUCAUUCUGCUGGGACUGACAGAUGACCUUCAGCUGCAGGUUCUGAUUUUUAUCUUUUUCUUUCUCACCUACAUGCUGAGCAUAACUGGGAACCUGACUAUCAUCUCCCUUAUCUUACUGGAUUCUCAUCUUAAAACCGCCAUGUACUAUUUCCUACAAAAUUUCUCCUUCUUGGAGAUCUCAUUCACAACUGCCUGUAUUCCUAGGUACUUGUAUAACAUAGCAACAGAUGACAAAGUCAUUACCUACAAUGCUUGUGCCAGCCAGGUAUUUUUUACUGACCUCUUUGGUGUAACUGAAUUUUUUCUCCUAGCUGCCAUGUCCUAUGACCGCUAUGUAGCCAUCUGCAAACCCCUACAUUAUGUGACAAUCAUGAGUAGCACAGUCUGUAGAAGACUUGUCUUUUGUUGUUGGGUUGCUGGUCUAUCCAUUAUAAUCCCCCCACUGAGUCUAGGCCUAAAUCUGGAAUUUUGUGAUUCUAAUGUCAUUGAUCAUUUUAUCUGUGAUGCAUCUCCCCUCCUGAAAAUUUCUUGUUCAAAUACUUGGUUCAUGGAGCAGACCGUGAUAAUUUGCGCUGUGCUGACCCUCAUUGUGACACUUAUGUGUGUAGUACUGUCCUACAUUUAUAUCAUUAAAACAAUUUUUAGAUUCCCUUCUGUUCAGCAAAGGAAAAAGGCCUUUUCCACCUGUUCUUCCCACAUGAUUGUGGUUUCAAUCACUUAUGGCAGUUGCAUCUUCAUCUACAUCAAACCUUCAGCAAAGGAAUCAGUGGCCAUUAACAAGGGUGUGACAGUGCUCACUACUUCCAUUGCUCCAGCACUGAAUCCUUUCAUUUACACCUUGAGAAACAAGCAAGUAAAACAAGCCUUCAGUAACUCCAUCAAAAGAAUUGUGGUAUUUUCCAAAAAAUAAGAGAAUGUGAAGCCAAAUAAACACACAUAAAAUGAACCUACCAAAUUCUCUAGUCAGGUUAACUUAUUCGAAACUCUCUCAUUCAUCCUGAUCUAGUGGUGUCUUUCUCACAAGCUUCUUUUAAGAUCCUUCUAUACACAAGCUUAUUAACAGCUUUUUAACUUUCAAUCCUCACCUUCAAAUUAAGAAUACCCAAAAACAAAAAGUAAAAAGUAAAACAGAAGUAUAUAUCCAAAUCACAAAUAUCAAGAGAAAUUCAUAGGUUAGCAAAUCUUUACAUUUACCAACAAAAGAAUAAGUAAUGGUCACCAGUGUUUCAUCCAAUCCAAACCUUUUGAAUGAUUUAUUGAUUGAGUCAUUGAAUAAAUAUGUAUUGGGUACUUUCUUUGGGACUGGUACUCUUUUAAGCACUGAAAACUGAGAAGGGUCAACAAACUAGCAAAAACUUAUUCCCAUAUAUCCUCAAGGGUAAAUAAAACCAAUUCUACAUAAAAUAAAGCAAAAUGGUUAACUUGUACUAAAAUAGUUUUUUUUUCAUAAAAGGAAAUUAUAGACCUCAAAUUAAGGAAAACAUCUAAAUUAAUGAGACAGGAUAGCAAAACCUAGGAAAAUUCCUUGGCAAGUGGAAUAGGGAAAUUGAGACAGAUAGCUAAACUCAUGGCUGAGCAAUUUACAGUCGGAUACAAAGGUCACCUCCCUAGAGAUAACAUCUCAUCCUCAGCUGUAUUUCAGCUCCAGGCCCAGAAAAGCAGCAAAACCAGGUGGGCAACUCCAGGACCUGCUGUAAUAACUAAAGUUCCCUGCCCUGGCCUUGACCAAUCAGUGGAGACCAUGACUCUGAAAGGGCGCACUUGGAGAACUGAUGAA